Messenger RNA from Perca flavescens (yellow perch), 1752 nucleotides. RefSeq names its product mitochondrial uncoupling protein 2. The record is from RefSeq and is a predicted model, not a curated record. Bases 235 to 1164 code for a protein of 309 amino acids. Gene Ontology annotation, biological process: transmembrane transport. The transcript is spliced from 8 exons. NCBI's taxonomy places the organism in Eukaryota, Metazoa, Chordata, Actinopteri, Perciformes, Percidae.
ACAAGACGAGGACACUGAUGGGACUAACUGCCUAAAUGAUUUUAUAUUCUCUCCACUUUUCUGGAUUAUAACUUUCCUGGGAAACUAUUUAGUGUGUGGUGGUAUGCUGGCCGACUCACUUCGAACAGAGUUUAUGGCCCGAGGCAUUUCCACAACAGAACCUCUUCCAAAGACUAGUGUACUUCUCGAGGAAACUUGAAGCUUUUCCUUAACCUUCAUUUACAGGUGUAAAAAAUGGUUGGCAUGAAACCCAAAGACGUGGUGCCCUCUGCGGCAGUUAAGUUCUUCGGGGCAGGCACGGCGGCUUGCAUUGCUGACCUUAUCACCUUUCCAUUGGAUACCGCCAAAGUCAGAUUACAGAUUCAGGGGGAGUCUCAGAAAGUUGAAGGGGCUAGUACAAUGAAGUAUCGGGGAGUGUUUGGCACCAUCACCACCAUGUGGCGUACGGAAGGGCCCAGAAGUCUUUACAGUGGACUGGUGGCAGGACUUCAGAGACAAAUGAGCUUCGCCUCUAUCCGAAUUGGCCUUUACGACUCCAUGAAGCAAUUCUACACUCGAGGCACUGAGAGUGCUGGGAUCGUUACUCGGCUUAUGGCGGGCUGUACCACAGGAGCCAUGGCUGUGGCUUUAGCACAACCAACAGAUGUGGUGAAGGUGCGUUUCCAAGCUCAGGUACGACUAGCUGAUGGUGGGAGAAGAUACAACAGCACCUUGAACGCCUACAAGACGAUUGCCCGAGAUGAGGGAGUACGGGGCCUUUGGAAAGGUUGCAUGCCCAACAUCACCCGUAAUGCCAUUGUAAACUGUGCAGAGCUGGUGACCUAUGACCUGAUUAAAGAACUCAUCCUGAACUAUGGCCUAAUGACAGACAACCUGCCGUGCCAUUUCACUGCCGCAUUUGGUGCAGGCUUCUGCACAACAGUAGUUGCUUCUCCUGUGGAUGUAGUCAAAACACGGUUCAUGAAUUCGGCGGAUGGCCAGUACAGGAGCGCUAUCAACUGUGCUCUCACCAUGGUGAGAAAAGAAGGACCAACAGCCUUCUAUAAAGGGUUCAUGCCUUCUUUCCUGCGACUGGGGUCAUGGAACAUUGUGAUGUUUGUGACUUAUGAACAAAUUAAAAGAGGUAUGACCAAAACACAACAGUACUGGGAGUCGCCGCUUUGACCUCAGCUUGUCAGACUGUUGGAAGCUGUAGCUCAUCAACCUUCCAAAAGAAACACAGACUCUAAGGGCAUUGUUGCAAUACAGAAUGAUUUAAGGAUGCACGUAUAAAGAAAGCAUGAAAAAUAUGCGUAUUUAGCUGUAAAAGACAGAUGUGAAAUCAUUAUUCCAGAAGAUUACCGUAUGUUUUUAUCUCUUAUCCACAUAUAUACUAAAAAACUUGAUCAGCGGACUGUUACAUAGUUUUGAGAUGGAUUUCCGUGUUUACAAGAAUGAACUGUGAGAUAAUAUGAAUAAUGUUACUGUGUCAUUUUAUUUUGUAAUUUAGGGUAGGUUUUCCAUUAGGGUAUUAGACAGAUUGAGUCUGGCUACAGAGACCUAAACAGUGACCAUUUCUAUGUUCCUUACGUUGCUUUCAGUGUUAUGGUUUACAAUGUUUACCACUGUUUGUGAAUCUGUUCAGGGGUUUAUAGGUAAAUCAAUGUGCUGCUCAUUGUAGAUAGCAUGAUUUAUUGCUGGUCAAUAAGUUCUAAAUAUGUUGUGCACAGUGUCAAAUAAUGUCAAAAUGAAUAAAUGAAGUGCCAAUUCUUU